Molecule: messenger RNA, 2757 nt
Organism: Lachnellula hyalina
Lineage: Eukaryota; Fungi; Ascomycota; Leotiomycetes; Helotiales; Lachnaceae
Product: Lon protease-like protein, peroxisomal
Exons: 10
Coding region: 1-2757 (918 amino acids)
Biological process (GO): protein targeting to peroxisome; protein processing; protein catabolic process
Cellular component (GO): peroxisomal matrix
Molecular function (GO): ATP-dependent peptidase activity; ATP binding; serine-type endopeptidase activity
Source: RefSeq, a predicted model, not a curated record
AUGGCGCCAAUCAAAGCAGCCACUCUGCCAGUUAUCCCCUUGGCCAAAGACACAGUGCUUCUACCCGGCAUCGUCUUGCGCAUACCGGUAACUGGAAACCGACCCGAUGUACCAGCCCUCCUCUCGAACAUCUAUAGCCGGGCAGCUGCGAAGACGCCGAGUCAACGAUUAGACAACGUCAACAUCGCCUGUGUUCCCUUCAACUCACCCCUCCUUUCUCCCCAAGGCCAGAAGAUGAUCUCGCAAGAUGAGAGGAGUCCAAAAUCGAAGGGAGGCAUAGAUAUAAAGCCUUGGAGUGCUACGAAGGCAGAUUUAUUUGGAUAUGGAGUGGCAGCGAAGAUAUCCGGGGUUGAGGGAAGGGGUACUGGUGAAUUUGCGCUGUUAGUAGAAGGGGUUGCUAGGAUUAAGAUCGAGAAGAUUACUCAAGAACGUCCUUUUUUUGAAGCAGAGGUCACUUAUGCAUACGAUGAUGCUAUUUCUCCGCAGGAUGCUGCCAUUCAAGGACUAUUUAUCCACCUAAAACAAUUAUCUCGUGAACUACUCACAUUAUUACGACUCUCAUCGCUGCUACCUCGAAAUUCCGGAUCAUUAGGUCUAUCCCCAGUACUUGCACGGCGCCUCGAACUUUAUAUUGCGAAGAAAGGGAUGCAAGACGCUGGCAUACUAGCUGAUUUUAUGACGAACAUUAUUGAGGCUUCAUUCGAAGAAAAAUUACAAGUUUUAGCCGCCUUGGAUGUGAAAACCCGACUGGAGAAAGCUAUUGAGCUUUUACAGCGCCAGUGCGGAGAUAUGAAGAAUAACGUUUCAGUUACCACUAUCACUGGCACAGGUAUCCCCUCGAAUGUGGAAUUAGACCAGAUGAAUCGGGCCAACAGUCAGAGAAUGAGAAGAACAGGAAUGUCCGGGUCACCACUGCCAGGGAUGGGCGGAAUGGGCCCUCCAUCCGAGGAAGAUCAAGAGCCAAACGAGAUGGAGGAACUGAAAAAUAAGCUUGAUGCUGCGAAACUGACCCCAGAAGCAGCCAAAAUCGCGGACCGGGAACUCAAGCGAUUGAAAAAGAUGUCACAAGCUCAAGCAGAAUAUCAAGUCACAAGAAAUUAUUUGGAAAACUUGGCAGAAAUACCCUGGUCUGCCAUGACAAACGAUCAUCUCGGAGUCGACACCCUGCACAGCGCGAGAAAGCAAUUCGACGAUGAUCAUUACGGCUUGGAGAAGGUCAAGAAGCGUUUGCUUGAGUAUCUUGCUGUGCUCAAGCUCAAGCAGUCUAUCAACGAUGAUGUGAACGCUCAAAUCGCGAAAGCAGAAGAGGAAAAGGCGAUAGAGAAAGUGGAGAUACUGAAGAGUAAGCGGAUGGUUGACAAGUCACCGAUACUACUCCUAGUUGGCCCUCCAGGUGUUGGAAAGACAAGUCUUGCAAAGUCUGUUGCGACCGCCUUGGGAAGAAAAUUUCAUCGCAUAUCUCUUGGAGGAGUUCGAGAUGAAGCCGAAAUUAGAGGGCACCGCAGAACAUACGUUGCAGCCAUGCCAGGUCUGAUUGUGCAGGGACUCAAAAAAGUCGGGGUUUCAAACCCAGUUUUUCUACUUGAUGAAAUUGAUAAAGUUGGUACCUCAAAUUUUCACGGAGAUCCGUCGGCCGCUAUGCUAGAAGUCCUGGAUCCCGAGCAAAACCAUACGUUUACUGACCAUUAUGUCAACAUCCCUAUUGACCUCAGCAAGGUCCUAUUUAUUGCCACUGCGAAUAGUCUUGACACAAUACCUCCUCCUUUACUUGAUCGUAUGGAAACUAUUUACUUAUCGGGCUACACAACUCUGGAAAAGCGACAUAUCGCGCUCCAGCAUCUAAUUCCAAAGCAGAUUCGUACAAACGGUCUCGGCGAGGGGCAGGUGGAAUUUAACCCAGAUGUCGUGUCCAAGAUCAUCGAGUCGUACACCAGAGAGUCAGGUGUUCGGAACCUAGAAAGAGAAAUCGGUUCUGUAUGCCGGGCGAAAGCUGUGGAAUAUGCUGAAGCAAAGGACUCGGACCACGCUGAUAAAUACAAACCCCAGUUGUCUGUGCAAGACGUUGAAGACAUUCUCGGGAUUGAGAAAUACGAUGAGGAAAUCGCCGAAAAGACAAGCCCUCAACGUCGUGCUAACGAUUUGACCAGUCAUCCUGGUAUCGUAACAGGUCUCGUGGCCUAUAGCUCCGGAGGUAACGGUAGCAUACUCUUCAUCGAGGUGGCUGAUAUGCCGGGAAGCGGCAGUGUACAGCUUACGGGCAAGCUCGGAGAUGUGCUCAAGGAGAGUGUCGAGGUCGCACUGACCUGGGUGAAAGCCCAUGCUUUCGAAAUCGGUCUAACCAAUGACCCCACCGAGAACAUCAUGAAGAAACGUAGCAUCCACGUGCAUUGCCCAUCGGGCGCGAUUCCAAAGGAUGGACCUUCUGCAGGCAUUGCGCACACAAUUGCGCUUAUUUCGUUGUUCUCCGGCAAAGCUGUGCCCCCAACCAUGGCAAUGACCGGCGAAAUAUCUCUACGUGGCCGUGUUACUGCCGUCGGAGGUAUCAAGGAGAAAUUAAUCGGAGCUCUCCGGGCUGGUGUAAAGACGGUACUCCUCCCGGCACAGAACAGAAAGGAUGUCAAAGAUCUUCCACAGGAAGUGAAAGAUGGCUUGGAGAUCAUUCACGUUAGCCAUAUUUGGGAGGCAAUGCGUCAUGUGUGGCCGGAAGCACACUGGCCGGGUGAAGAGAACUUUGCUGGCAUUGAAAGUCGGUUGUAA